AUGGCGGGGCCGGUUUUCUUCAUAUCUUGGGCGCUAUGGCAGCAAAUGACCUUUGUUCUCGCAAUGGCAAUGGUGGUGGUGUUUUGCGCUGGGCUAGUCAAGCUGUGGUGGUCAAAUCGUUUGCUGAGGAAGCAGGAGAUAUUAGAAGAGGAGAAGAGGGCGCGGCUGCAGGAAAUGCGCAAGUCGGGCAUCCCUCACAAGCGGACCAAUGACAUCCCCUUCGGAAUUCGAGCCAUCCAAAGCGGCGUCGAAGUUGACGGAAUAUGGAUUUCGAGGCCGCCGUCGCUCAACGAGACGGCAACGCCGAAGACGGGAUAUUCCACAACUCUUCAACCACAGGUACCUGUGCCGCCUGUUUCCCAGUUCGCAACGCAACCCAAGAGGCGCCCUAACCGAGAAGCCAGCGUUUUGAGCGAAGAUACUCUGAAGAAGUUGGAGCACCAAGCCCACCCGAAACCCGCAUACGAGACUUACAUACCAACGUCUGCUCCACGGAACCCGCGCCAGCCUAGUCAGCGGAGCUCGGUGUCUUCGUCAGGAGAGUCGACGGAGUCCCAGCCGCGGUCCGCAAGGAGCGCAAGCGGCAGGAGCUACACAUCAUCGCGCAGCUCGAGACUUUACAUGGCAAGGAAUCUCCGCGAAAACCGCCUGGGGUAUAGUGGUGUGCCCCAAGGAUGGCAGGAAAAGGAUCUUCGCGAUCCUUUCGACACCCUAGCCCGGACGCCAAGCGGCUUCUCGGCUCUUUCUCAGAGCGAUACCCUCUCAUCCGUGCUUCAGAGCCGGGAGCCGCCGUCCGUGCCGGAGCCCAUCUUUGGGCCCGGAGACCUGCACCUCAACAAAUCCACACGCAAAGUCAAUGAUGGGUUUGAAGUUAUCUCUGCCGGGACUUUUGGCAUACCGCCCGAGUUCUCUGGGAGCGUUGGCGCCACGGAUCUGGAGGGCGCCCACGAGUCAGGCCGGGGUGAUUGGGCUGCAAGGCCCUCGAACCGGCUGUGA
This is a messenger RNA of Lasiosphaeria miniovina, 996 nucleotides long. RefSeq lists its product as uncharacterized. Bases 1 to 996 code for a protein of 331 amino acids. The transcript is spliced from 3 exons. The record is from RefSeq and is a predicted model, not a curated record. Lineage: Eukaryota; Fungi; Ascomycota; Sordariomycetes; Sordariales; Lasiosphaeriaceae.